UUUCUGGCAUCUCUGCAACGGCAACACGUGCAUCAGAGGCCGUAUUCAAUAUACACACAGCUCUCUUAUUUUUCGCAACGCAACCAAAAGUUGAAUUAGCCGGAGCAUGGUGACGCGCAAGAAGCCAGUCAAGCGCAGCGCCGAGGCGGCCGAGAUCCAGGCCGAGGAGGAGGAGGACGCGGCGACGCUGCCGAAGGUGGCCAAGGAGGUGAUGGUGGUCGCCCAGGAGGUGAAAAUCGUCCGUGCCCUCGCCUGCAAUGAUCUUGCCCAGCGGAAUCGCCAGAUUCGCAAGCUGCGCAAGUGGUUCAAGCUGCGGGCCAGCAGCUCCUUCCCCUUCACCGAGGACGACUUCAUGCGCAUCUGGAAGGGGCUGUACUACAACAUGUGGAUGUCGGACAAGCCGCUGGUCCAGGAGGAGCUGGCCGAGCAGUUGGCCCAAAUGAUAGACAGCUUCGAUGGCAACACGGCCUGCAGUCUGGCCUACUUUAGUGCAUUCAUGCGCACCAUGUGCCAGGAGUACUUCGGCAUCGACCAGUGGCGCAUGGACAAGUUCCUCAUGCUCACCCGCCGCAUGGUGCGCUAUGUUUUGCGUCUGCUCAAGCAGAGCAAGUGGUCGCCCGAACUGAUUGGCGCCUUCAACAGCAGCAUGCAGCUUUCGGUGCUGUCCGAACAGCCCAAGAGUCGCGGCAUGACCAUGCACUAUCUGGACGUCUUCUUCGAGGAGCUGGCCAAGGCGGCCGAUGGCGAGAUCACCGCCGCCCAGGUCAACCUAUUCUUGCGUCCGUUCGUCACCUACGUGGCCACACAGCGCGAUGCCAAGCUGGUGGCCCAGUGCCGCACCAGGGUGCUCUAUCACCUUCUCUACCAGAGCGACUUGGGACGCGAGUACAGCGAAAAGUACAAUGCCUGGAAGCUGAUGGGCUUCCCCACCGCCUCCAUCGAUGACAUCGAGAAACUGGACUCCGGCUUCGACGAGGAGGAUGACGAGGGCAACGCCGAGGAGGAGCCGCCGCGGGCCACGUCGCUGGAUCCGCGGGCGGGCAACGUGGAUGUUCACAUGCCAGAGCUGCCGCUCAACGCUGAUUGCGUGCUGGACGAGCUGCAGACGCAGCUGCGCACCAACGAUUUCAACAGCAAGCGCCGCAAGGGACUGCGCAAGCUCAUCCAGAUUUUUGAGACCUACAAGGGCGGAGAGUUUCCACUUGGCGUGCGCACCAUGCCCAAGCCGGAGGGUCAAACUCUGGCGGAGAUGGUGGAACAAAAGGUGGCCGCCAUCGAUGAGAUGGAGGAUGAGGUCUUCGGUACCGGCAGGAAACUCAAGAAGCUCAACAAGUCCAAGCGCAAGCGUCUACUUCAGUCCAUUAACUUUGAGGAGGUGGACGAGCACAACUACGACGAGAUCAUUGGCAAGGCCCUGCCCCCGGAGCUCCAGAAGAAGGUCAAACACAAUGCGAAGGUGCGUUCAAGCAUAAACAAUGCCUGGGUGGUAGAGGACGUCAAGGAGACGGGUGCAACAGCGGAUGAGAAAGAAGAAGCCAAGCCAAAGGCAAAGAAAGCAAAAAAGGACGAUACGCCCAAGCCGAAAAAAGAUGAGCAGUUGAAAAAGGAAGGACAGGCUAAGCCCAAGAAGGAGCAGCCUAAGCCCAAGGAAGAACAGCCGAAAGCGAAGAAAGUAGAGCAGUCCAAGCCCAAGGAAGAGCAGUCCAAGGCGAAGAAAGAGGAGCAACCUACGCCCAAGAAGGAGGAGCUACCCAAAACUAAGGCCACCGGUGCUGAUGAAGCCGCCGCCGCACCGCAGCCAACGAACGGUUGGGAAGCUCCUCUAGAAACUGGUGAGCAGGAGAUCUUUGUGCCCUCGCGUAAGCUGCAACUGAAGCAGGCCAACAGCAAGCUGCAGAAAUCGACGCCCAAGCAGGUGGCGCGACUGCAGUUCGCCACUCCACAGCCGGGAAGUGCCAAGCGUGUGCGGAUUAUGACCAAGAGCAACUGCUCCUAUCCCAAGAGCGACUACUACCGCCAGCUAAAGCUGUCGCCGCAGCUGCCCUACGACGCGGAUCGCCUGCCCGGCAAGAGCGCCCUCAAGCCGCAUGUGCUGCCGGGUCCGAUUCAUCCUAAUUUCAAGGGAGCCAAGCGGCUGUUCAACGACACGCUGUGACGUUGCGUCCAGUGGCUGCAACUGGAAACGGAACAGGAUGAGGAACAUUAAUGUGGACUUGGUGCUCUAAUGGUAUAACCCCAGAGGGACUGCAAACCGGCGCUCCUGUCGCCAGAUGAGGAGGGAAUGCUUUCACAUCAAACACAAUCCCACUUCUUGACAUGGCUUUGGAGAUUAAGUUAGCACAUCCACAAUAGACAUGUCUUAUGCUGGUUUUAUAACAAGUCUACUUAUAAUUGAUUAUACUCAUGCUUCCGUUCGAUAUUUUGCUUUUUUAAAGUGUUCAAAAGCCUUAGUUUAGUUACGAAUGCAUUUUCAAUAUUCCAAUACGGUUGAAAUUUGCAUGCUUUGUGUGCUGCGCUGGCUAAACAAUUUGUAAGGUUUAUUAUUUUCUACCCGCAUAAGAUCCGCAUAAGACAUGUACUAAAUGUAACCCCUUAUACUUAUAGUAGCUACAAUUACGACUUAAUGUACUAUUUGCUUGUAGGCCAUUUUAUGUUCAAGCUAUCCUCUGAGUUGAUAUUGAAAUAAAAGCAAACGUAGUAUAUGUAAAGUGAAA
Messenger RNA from Drosophila takahashii, 2714 nucleotides. It is a transcript of the gene Nnp-1, whose product is annotated as Ribosomal RNA processing protein 1 homolog Nnp-1. NCBI's taxonomy places the organism in Eukaryota, Metazoa, Arthropoda, Insecta, Diptera, Drosophilidae. Gene Ontology annotation, biological process: rRNA processing. Gene Ontology annotation, cellular component: nucleus; preribosome, small subunit precursor. The record is from RefSeq and is a predicted model, not a curated record.